This is a messenger RNA of Lolium perenne, 573 nucleotides long. Lineage: Eukaryota; Viridiplantae; Streptophyta; Magnoliopsida; Poales; Poaceae. The record is from RefSeq and is a predicted model, not a curated record.
AUGGAGGGUGGCGGCGGCGUGGGCGUCGCCGCGGACGGAACAGAGGGAGGAGAGGCCAUGGCCUUGGAGGGCGGUGGAGGCGUGAGGCCGGUGCGGCUGACUGCCUUUGUCUUCACCUUGGACGGCGGGGCACCCCUCGGCCCGGCCGCCUUCGUCUUCGUCAUGCCCCCCUUCUUGGCAGCUCCAGCAGUCACAGCCGGCGGAGCUGCGGCCGCCGCAGGGGCUUCACAGAAUUGCUUCGGGAUUCUCUUCCUCUACAACGGGAUGGUGGCGGAGAUCAUGGCCGACACGUCACCGGCGUUUGGUGGACCUCCGACGGGGACAUCAACCACCGCGGGCGAAGGUGGUGCACCGCUGGCGGUCGGCGGGCCUUGCGGGGGAUCUAUGGCAGGGAGAUCCAUCCGCGUCGUUGUCGGGAAGGGCGGGGCGGAGGUGAUCGGCGGCGGUGGCGGCGGUUGGGUUUCGCUGAAACCCUUCGCGCGCAGUGGAGGGGUGAAUAGUGGUUUGACCCUCUAUUCCCCUUCCCACCCCGCACAAGUAGGGGGCGAAGAGCCGCCCCGUAGCCAAAACUGA